UAAAUCAGACGUUGGAUCCAUUCAGAGAUCGCUGUUGCGUUUGUUGAGUUUACUAAAGCGUAGGCUGGUUGGCUUGACACCGUUCAAGAUGGUAGAUGUAGCAGAGAUUCAUAUAACACCCGAAACUCCGGGAAGACCAGCUAUCUCGAACCCGUUUGAGAGCCCAAACGACUACCAUAGCCUGCAUGAAUCUCUGGUGCCAAGCCCAUCUGUGUUCAAGAGCUCCAUGAGCUCUUCAGCAACACCAGCAAAGUUCAAAUGGUCCAUUGAUGAAAUGGCAAAUUUACUUCCUGUGGAAAUAGGCCCAGAGGAUAUUCACCGUCAGGCUGUAUUUCUGAGCCAAGCCAGGGCUGAUGCUGAGAUCGAGGAAAAACGACAGCAUGCUAUUGAACAGUUUUUCACUAAAGGUGCCAUUGUUCCCUCUCCAUGGGGACCCCCAACUGCUAAACAAUCAGUAAAGCUGCCGUAUCAGAAAAGUUCUUUGUCCCCACUGGUUACAGAGGAGCUUCAAUCAACAAAGAAAAUCAAUGCCAUUUGUCAGACAGUCCUGUCUCUACCUGUGGACUUCAAUCUUGAAAAUGUUCUGGUUGAUUACUAUAGGACAGAGGAGUUAACUGAGCAGGUACAGGAGAGCCUUAGCUCCUCUUCUUUGCGGCGAAAGCUGUUUCUUGAUGGCCAUGACAGCGGCUCUGAGUCCUCAAGCCCUCCUAGCCCGGACAGAGAUUCUCAUAAUAUUCCUCCCGGCAGUCAAGAGAUAUUGUCAUCAGUUAUAGUCUCUCCUCUUCAGUGUGGCAUUCCAACGGGGACACCAUUGUCUGGCCAGUUUUCAUCAAGUCCUAUCCAAGGUCAGCGGCGAGCACAUAGUCUGGGCAGUGUUGGCAGUCCCAUGUUUUCAGAGAGAUCAUCACCUGCUUUUAAAUCUCCUACUCUGUCUCCCAUUAGACUUCAGCAUUCUGUGACACCUGUAUCAGGCGAGCGAAAAAGACUGACGUUUCUGUCUCCCGAUGGUGUUCCUUUGGGCAGCUCGAACAUGGAUGUGAAUCGAUGUGGAGAAAGCCCAUUUGUGGAGGGCUGUUCCCCUAUUCGCAGCUGCUCCCCCCUUCAAUCUCGAACCAGAAACAAAGCCUGCAUCUGGGCCUCGCCUACUCACAUUUCCCCUAUCCUCCACCCCACCUUCCAGGACAAGGAAAACAUCCAUCACAAUGAACCUUUACCCACCAUGGACCUAGACACUAAUUCAACAGGACCGCAUGGCCAGCAAGAUGGACUUCAAUAUGGGGGGAGUGAGUGUGAGGCCUCCCUGGAUGUUUCGGAGCAAAUGGAUGAAGAUGAACUGGUGUUGAAGGACAUGGGAGGAAAUAUUGAGACUGACAGGAGGGAAAGUGAAGAGGAGGAGGUGGUCACUAGCAGGAGCAGAGAGGAGGCCUGUGGUUGGGUUCCUGUAGAGGACACAGUGUCACCAGUUAGACUGAGCACCUCUCGGACUGGCAGCGUGCCUAAUGCUGAGAGUACGCACAUGUUUGUAUCCCUGCUGGCAGAAGGGAGCAUCACACCAUAUGAUGUUAGCAUGCAGGUGGAUAGCGGUUAUAACACUUACUCAGUAUGCACCACCAGCUUAAUGGACACCCUCAGUUCAGACAGCCAGACUAAAGAAAUGCUGGACACACAUGCUGUUGAAGAGGGCAUUCUUUACACUAGACACACUAAACCAAAGUUGUUCAUCCCACCACACUGAGCAUGAGGGACAAAUCAAGCACUUUACACUCUUUAUCCCAAAGCUGUGGAGAAGACACAAGACAUUUACUGUUUAAUACUCAUGUCAUCUCAGAGAGAAUGCUUGAUACUGUGGAACUGUUUAAGCCUUGUUUUAGUUAUAUAUAUAACUUGACUAAUGUACAGUAUUAAGCAUUCUUGCUCCAGAAAGGACAUGAAUUUGAAAUAAAUUGAAAUAGAAAUUUUCACAAAAAAAAAAAAUUGUAUGGUUUUAUUGAUUGUGAAAGUUAAAUGUGACUGUUGGCAUUAUUUGUAAUUUGUUAAGAGUGACAAUUUCCUCUUGCUAAUGUUUUACAGGGUCUUUUUUAGAAUCUUAUAAUUAUUUAUGAAUUAAUCAGAACCACUAACAAACUCAUGGAGAUACCACAAUCUGUGCAGUUAUGCAUGCAUAUGGCGGCAUGUAUACAAGA
Messenger RNA from Myxocyprinus asiaticus (Chinese sucker), 2183 nucleotides. RefSeq names its product protein aurora borealis-like. Lineage: Eukaryota; Metazoa; Chordata; Actinopteri; Cypriniformes; Catostomidae. The coding region runs from base 89 to 1735 and encodes 548 amino acids. Gene Ontology annotation, cellular component: cytoplasm; nucleus. Gene Ontology annotation, molecular function: protein kinase binding. The transcript has 12 exons. The record is from RefSeq and is a predicted model, not a curated record. Gene Ontology annotation, biological process: regulation of mitotic spindle organization; regulation of mitotic nuclear division; activation of protein kinase activity.